Molecule: messenger RNA, 2356 nt
Organism: Octopus sinensis (East Asian common octopus)
Lineage: Eukaryota; Metazoa; Mollusca; Cephalopoda; Octopoda; Octopodidae
Exons: 6
Coding region: 544-2313 (589 amino acids)
Source: RefSeq, a predicted model, not a curated record
GCAUGUAUGUAUGCAUACAUGCGUGCAUAUACACGCACGCACAAAUCUACACACACAUGCAUACAUACAUACACUUUCUCCCUCCCUCCCUCCAUCACGUACACAUACAUACAUAUAGAAAGGUUGUUUGUGGAUUAACUGUAAUCCCUCGCCUUGUAUAUUACCGGUAUUAGUUUAUCAUUUUUAACCACUUCUCACAUACCAGCCUUCGAAGCUUUUUUUGGGGGAAGAGAAAAAACUUUUAAACAACAAAACAAACACGGCAAUCAAACUAUAAACACGCAUGCUAAGCUAAGAUUCGAUCUCACGACAUCGAAAGUGCUGAAACAGAUAUUGUAUACAAGGAAAGAGGGGGAAAAAUUCAUUAAAUAUUACACUCCAAUAAUCUUUGUGGUCUCUCCCACCACCCUAGCACAAAUAUUACUAAUAUUACGACGAUUCUUCACAUUACUUCAGGUUACACAUGCUUUAACAACAAAUAUAUAAUUUAUAACCCGAAUUUAACUUAUUCUUUGCUGCCUGUAUGUAUAUAAGAAAAGCAACAUGGAUUUUUUCUAUAAAUUUAUAUUUCUUACUGUUUCGUCUGGACUUAGCUGUUGGGGAUUUCAACAGUUGACGGAAGAGGAAAGUACUAAGUUGGAAAGGUUUGUAGCCUUAUCGGUCCAAUGUUCUGGUGCUCACGCUGCCAGUGUGUCGCUUAUACGUAACUCCACCGUACUUUACAGGAAUGGUUACGGUCAUGGAAGUCCGCCGAUCGAUAAGAACACGACUUUCUGUAUUGGAGGUUUGACCAAGCUGUUCACAGCCGUCUUACUAUCAAAACUUAUCGAUGCUCGCAACAGCAGCAUCAAUUUCGAUACACCGAUCCAACAGAUACUUGGGGACGACUUCUUGCUGUCAGACAAAUAUCGCAGCAAACAUGUGACUCUAAGAGACAUCCUCAACCAGAAGACAGGAAUAAGUAACAUGGAAGCCAUUUCCCAAAUGAAUUCCAUCAAAACAGAAGAUAUGAUGGGGCGCCUCAUGUAUGCACCAGAGACAUUCAAGUUCCGGGAGAAGAUCUACAAAAGCAACCCACUUUUCUUAAUUGUUCAAAAAAUUAUUGAAAUACUCGGAGGAAAAUCCUACGAAAAACUUCUCAAAGAGCAUAUCCUGGAACCGCUAGGUAUGACUGGUACUACUUUUCUGCACACACUCCAUUCAGGGCGACGAAAUUUGGCAAUGCCUACUAUGAAUAAGAAAGGAGAACGUUAUACGGUUCCGGUUGAAGCAAUGAGAGGUUUCAAACUUACGAAAGCUGCCAAUGGAAUUUGUUCCAAUGCACACGACAUGUCUACAUGGAUUAAUAUGCACCUGAUGAAAGGCGUCUCCCAUGAAACUACAAGGACAAACAUACGAUCAGAAAUUUUAAACGAGAUUAACCGAACAGGCAUCAAUCGAAUCAACGAUGCUUUCAACUUGGUUAAGAACACAUUUUUAAAUCCAGCAAUUUUGGUCAGUCUCGGUCGAUACGGCUACGGAACGAAAUGGGAAUCUGGACUUUAUAGAGGCCUUGAAAUGCGCACACACAGUGGUUCCAUCCCGGGUUACGAAUCGAUGAUGUCAAUUCUGCCUGAUCAGAAAGUGGGUGUUUUCCUCACCAUGACUGGUAUAGGAGGCAGCAAAGCUACUGUUAUCAAAUCACUCUUCAAUAUGUUUGUCCUUGAUCUCCUCCUGGGAAAGCCUGCACGGAUUGACUACACCAACGUCUGUCUUAUGCUCGAUGAUUUAGUGGCUCAUCUGGAGCGGCAAUCUUAUCAAAGCCGACCCAACUUUAAACCACGUAUCUGGAAAGGAGAAAAUGACCAGAAAGAUUUCAGAAAAGAUAUUUAUGCAUCCGUAUACAAAAACCGAAUGUUUGGUGACGUCACCGUCAGCUACAAUAGAACUACCGACAAAUUAUUCCUAACUUACGGCAAGACUGGUUUGUUCGAACUUAACCGAACCAGCACGAAAGACAUGUUUCUCCUACAAGCACUUAAAGGCCUGCCUUAUUACAUCAGCAAUGCAGACGGCUAUCAGGGUGUACUUUAUGGCUAUCUAUAUUUCAAUCGUACAUCCAGUAAUAAUAGCACCGCACAAGACAUUAUAAGUGUAACUAUACCAGACUUCGAUCCCCAAGUACACCCGACCUUCCGCAAGACUUUAAAACCUAUAAAUAUGUUGGAAAGAUAUGGACCAAAUUAUUUAAAUUCAUACAAGGCCAUGAAAGGUCAUUUUAUAUUGUUAUUAGUGUGUGUCCUAAUCAGCAUUGCUUUAAUUAAUCCAUCUUAAUUCAAUAGGGGUUUCAUGUUGUAUUAAAAAAAUAUAUGUGACA